GGGACAACUACCAACAUCUGUCAGUCAACAUGUGCAUCCUCCGCAUCCCGCGCCACUCAUGGUGCUUCUGCCCGGACCCCUCGGCAGUAGACAGCGACGGCAGCCUCCUCUGCCCCCACCACAUCUCCCUCCAUCCCGAGACCACCCCUUCCACCCUCCCCCCAACCGUGCAAUUCUACCUGUACUCCUGCCUCACCUCCAUCCCCCGCCCCGGACCGGACUGGGAGCACUGCGCCACGUACCAAGCCGCCCACAAGUCAGGCUACAUCCUCGACCCGGGCUACGAGCUCUCCUGCCCGGAGACCAUCAUCGCCGCCGCUGCUGCUGCUUCUCCUGGAAGAAGAAAAAGAGAGGCAGAGAGGAUGAUAGCCCUCCAUCUAACCCCGCUUCGCGAGCGCUUCGAAAUCGAUUCAGCCCUCUUCGACGGCGGGGGCCGCCGUGUGCGAUACCACUGGUACCACCACGAUGUCCCCUGCGGACUGACGACGCUGGAUGAUGACCAGCCGCUGGACGAGCUUGUCGAGAAGCGGAUCCUGUCGCGUCCCGGCGCGGCGGAUGAUUGGGGCGUGUAUGUGGAUGUUGUGGAAGGGGUUGUUGUUGUUGUUGAUGUUGUUGAUGAUGAUGAUGAUGAUGGGGGAGAGACGGAGACGGGGACGGGCCGCCGCCGCCGCUGCUGCUGCUGCUGGGGGGUGGAUGUGGAUGCGUCGGCUGUGUUUCUGCUGCCUGGUAUGGGCUAUGAUGCUGAGACGGUGGCGAGGAAGAUGGAGAGGGUGAUGGGGGAGGAGAACAAGAAAGAGAAGAAGAAGAUGAUGGGUGAGGGUUGGUUGUCGGUUGAUGGUGUGAUGAAGGCCAUGGGCAAGUUCUUGUGA
Molecule: messenger RNA, 869 nt
Organism: Chaetomium strumarium
Lineage: Eukaryota; Fungi; Ascomycota; Sordariomycetes; Sordariales; Chaetomiaceae
Exons: 3
Coding region: 30-869 (279 amino acids)
Source: RefSeq, a predicted model, not a curated record